AUGCAUCUAUUUCUCAUCCGACAUGGAGAGACAGAGCAUAAUGUUGCCGGGCUUCUGGCGGGAGUCUCUGAUUCCAGGUUGACAAACCAUGGCGUACUGCAGACCCAGCGUCUGGGUCGCUACCUCACAACUCACCGCAACUUGAGAUUUACCCAAAUUUAUGCCUCGGAUCUUCAACGAGCUUUCAUGACCGCCGAAGAGCUUCAGAGAAGCCAAGUCGCAAGACUCUCCGGUGAAGGUGUCCCGGGGGUUGUGAGACUCGAGCUGCUCCGAGAGCAAGACUUCGGCUCACUUGAGCUCGUUCCAUGGACCUCGAGAAGAGCCCAGGACACUCUAGAUUCUAGAGUGCCUAACCCGAAAGAUUCAUCUUUUCGACCCCAAGAAACCACCGAGGCUAUGGUGAGAAGAGCAGAAUCUUUCCUGGGUGACUUCAUCCUCCCGCAUUUUGCCAGUGCAGAGAAUUUCCAGGAGAGUGCGCAGGAAUGCGUUGCGGUCGUUUCCCACGGCCUCUUUCUGUCUGUGCUAUGGCAGACACUGCUGAGAAAAUUCAGCACCGGUAGCGUCACUCUGGGUCCGAAUGUCGAGGCUUGGGGCACCAACCGUCCCUUGGAACACCUACCAGCCUGGACCAACACUGGGUUUUUAGAGGUCACAAUCCAGAAGCCCAUACCAAAGGUGGCCGAUCAACCUCGCAAAGGGCAGCCUUUGAUAUCGACAGACAUCCGAUCAUCCGCACUCAGCGGAUAUUCCAUGACCGUCCAUGGAGUCAAUAGCAAAGAUCACCUACUGGACCUAAAGCGUACCAGAGGCGGGUUGGGAUCAUCUCCCUAUGAUGUGAAGCAACGGAACCUGGAUGGGUUCUUCAAGCGACCCAAACCCAAUGGCCCCAGUACAUGA
Molecule: messenger RNA, 897 nt
Organism: Fonsecaea multimorphosa CBS 102226
Lineage: Eukaryota; Fungi; Ascomycota; Eurotiomycetes; Chaetothyriales; Herpotrichiellaceae
Exons: 1
Coding region: 1-897 (298 amino acids)
Biological process (GO): positive regulation of DNA repair; negative regulation of programmed cell death; negative regulation of glycolytic process
Cellular component (GO): cytosol
Molecular function (GO): fructose-2,6-bisphosphate 2-phosphatase activity
Source: RefSeq, a predicted model, not a curated record